CUCUAGAGGUCAGAUCAGAUAAUGGCCGAUAGAAGGCGCAGUUCGUGAAAUCCACUCAUUGUUUAUUUCAACAUGACGGAAAACAGCGCGUCACCGGAGGAUCCCUGGCUCAAACAGACGGACGGUGCCUUCAGCGACAACGGCUUCGAUCACAGUUUCUUUGCCGAGAGUGCUCGCAAAGGAAGUUUGGUGUCAAGAGCCAACAGCAUCGGAUCCACGAGUGCCUCUUCUGUACCAAACACAGAUGAUGAAGACAGUGAUAACAGACAUGAGACGCCCUAUAAGGAGUCGUAUAAAGACCGGAGGAGACAGGCACACACACAGGCAGAGCAGAAACGCAGAGAUGCCAUCAAGAAAGGCUAUGAUGACCUGCAGUCUAUAGUGCCUACAUGCCAGCAGCAGUCUGACUUUGCCAUGGCCACUCAGAAGAUGAGUAAAGCUACAGUCCUGCAGAAGACAAUCGACUACAUUCAGUUUCUCCACAAAGAAAAGAAGAAGCAGGAAGAGGAUGUUUCCACACUUAGGAAGGAGGUGAUGGCGCUGAAAAUUAUGAAAACGAACUAUGAGCACAUUGUGAAGGCCCAUCAGAAUAACCCUCAGCAGGGCAGCGAGCAGGUUUCAGACCAGGUGAAGUUCAGUGUGUUUCAGAGCAUCAUGGACUCUCUGUUCCAGUCCUUCAGUGCCUCAGUGUCGGUCAACAGCUUUCAGGAGCUCUCUGCCUGCGUCUUCAGCUGGAUCGAGGAACACUGCAAGCCCCAGACGCUGAGAGAAUUUGUGGUGACUGUGCUGCAGCAAGUGAAUGGUCAGCUGUACUGAAGCUGUCUAUCUGUAUGUUUGUCUGUCUCUCAGGCUGAUAUCUCAUUCAAGAACAGUCUCUCUUUCUCUCUCUCUCACACACACACACACACACACACACACACACUAUGCAGCAGGGUAUCAGCACACUAAUGGACUGGGGUGGAUUACAAGGACUCUAAAGAGAUGAAGUAUUGACUGACAGUGUUUAUGGCAGUGAUUCAAAUCAACAAAUGUGGAAAUGCGUUAAUUUAUUCUGAUCAGUCAUUUUAUUACUAAUAAUUUGGAAGGUAAUAAUCUGAUCUAAGAUGUUUGCCAUUGCAUAUAGUUUCCUCACACACUUUCAGCUGGUUUAGAAAUUAAAGAAGGUGUUGGUUCUAGGGGUGCGCCGAUCACAAUCGGCCGAUAAUCACUUUGGGAUGAUUGAUCGGCGAUCUCUAAAAAGGCCGAUCUCAUAAAACUGAUCUCAAGCUUUAAUCCAUUAACAUGAGCCUGCCGUGAGAGGUUUGGCAUGACAUGCAGCGGCACAGUCUCUGUCCAGCGUGCGUUAAAUAAUUAUAGUACUUAAGCUGAGGUACAAUUCAUAUUUCUUCAUUAAAUAACUGAUAAAGUAAUUUGUAAAAGUCUCUGUAAGAGAUAAUUUCACAAACAGCGUUGAGUGAAUCACUGCGUGUGCUCUCUCUUUCUCAAAAUGCAAAUGCCUUAAUCACAUCAGGUCUGCUCUAUAAGUGAGCUGCACAGCUGACACAGGAAUUGCAUCACUAAAUAGCAUUUUUUCUUUUUAACUCUAGUCAGUGUUCAAGCCAUUCAACGCUCGCGUGCUUUCCUGAAGACAGUGCGCUCAUGCACACUUACAGUGCACACACAUAAUAAUGCCAGGUUCACAUUAGUACAUUUGCAGUGUGUAUGUGGUGUGUAUUUUUACCGCGCUCAUGUUAAUGGAUUAAAGCGUUCACACUGCAGACACGGUUGCGGUCUGGCAGAGCGUUUGCAGCAGUACAGAGAUAGUUUCCGCACCAAGUCUAUUUUUUGCUGCGCUGAAUUAAAGUAACAGUGCAUUGUUUGCAAAAAUGUGAAUACGCACUAACACAAAAUUGUAGUAAUUACACCUUAAAUGCAUAUGAUUAAAGUCUGCUGUGCUUCACAGUCAACACAUAGGCUAUGGUUUUUUGGCUAGGUUUAAAGAAAAAAAGCACUUUUAGAUAAACAAGGCAAUCAUUGCUUAAAGUUCUUUGUGAACUGCAGGAUUGCUUGUAAUAAAGAUUUAAAUGCAAAAGAAAGGCAGUAGAGCUGAUUGUUUCUGUCAAUGGUUUUAAUUUAGAAUGUUUGUGAUAACGUGAGAAAAGUAGUUUAAAUGUUAUGUUUUAGCGACAUAAUAUAUAAAUCUAGAGAUAAAUGCAAAAGUAAAAAGCAUUGAAUAAUUGAUGAAAGAUUGUAUUACUGUACUGUGUAAAAAAAAAAAAAAAAAGAAUCACAAUGUUCAGGAUCAGACUCCUGUGUGAAAGCUCAGUCCGUGCUGCUUCUGUACCACACAUGGACUACAUGCACACUGCAAACAGAGCAUGUGUGGACCUCACAUACAGCUGAUUAAAUCAGGCUUGUGCAACAACUACACGACUGUAAAAACAAAAAUACAUUGCAUGAUCAAACAUUAUAUAUAAAUAUAUAUUUUAUAUAAUAUAUUUACACCUCCAAAUUAAAAAAUAAUAAAAAUCCUCCCACAAGAGUCACAUAAGAGAGGGAUUCAUUUUCAAAUAUGAAAUUCAGGCCCUGAAUAAAUGUCUAAAAAUCUUGAUUGGAUCAUCACAAUAAAUAAAUCAACAUGAUAAAAAGAAGGCUUUAAAGAUUGGUAUCUGUGAUCCUGCUUUCUGUGAUCGGCCUCAAAAAUGUUGAUCGGAGCACCCCUAGUUAGUUCUGUUUAGUUGAUGUCGAAACACACCUCAGUCCUGAAGUUGAAUAAUUUCUUUGUUUAGUCUAAACCCAGAAGACUUUCAUCAGUAUUCAUAUGUUCAAGAGUCUGCAGUUGUGAUGCUAAGAUAAAAUAUCAUACUGACAACCACAAAUAAGUUCGAGAAUACUCAACUUCACACCCCACACAUACUGAGGUGAAAUUGUAAACCAGUCAGCUGCCUUUGAAUGAUUAAGCUUGGUGUGUUGCAUUCAGUUAUCAUCUUUACCUCAUGUUCAAAUCAUUUUCCAAAGCACAACUACAUUUUCACCUUUGUGAACCGCCUAGUGCUGGAAAGGGGAGCCUAGAGGUCUGGUUGCACUGUGAUGCAUCAGCUGUCUUGCAUGUUUUAAUAGAAUUAAAGUUAGGCAAUGCUGAGCCAUCUUAGUUCCUCUUUGUCAUUGUGAUGCUGUGACCAAAGAUUGCAGUGUCUACGCACAAAUAAUGGAAGAUAAACCUCUUUUUUUGUCAUGUUAUGUCAGCUUUUCUUCAGCUUUGUGUAGCGCAUCCUACAUUUAUGAUAAUGGUUUAAGCUCUUGUGAUCAGUAUGUUUUGUGCUGCAUAAGCUAUCGAUGAAGACACAGUCGCAUCCGUGCGUGGUAUAGCAGCUUCACAUGGUGUGACCGCCCAAUUCUAUUUAUAUUUUCAAUGAAUGUCAAUUAAGGCGUAAUGAAAAUUCAAAGUCUACUCAGGACACAGCUUUUUAGGUAUUGAGAUCUUUGUUUUGUUGAUAACAGAUGAUUGUACAAUCAACUGUCUGACCUGUGCUGGAAUAAGGGACGUCUUUACAGGUUAAAAGCCAUACGGUGGAGCGAAUGCCAGCUCACAGAGAUGAGCCUACGUCGUGCUGAACUACUUUACUAGACUCUGUGCUUUUGCGUUUCCGACUUCAACGGAAGAAUCUGGUGGAAAUAUUUUUGUAUCAGUAUCAUUUUUUUAAUUGAAAAAUAAACAAAUGUUCAAACUUU
This is a messenger RNA of Carassius auratus (goldfish), 3711 nucleotides long. RefSeq names its product max-like protein X. Gene Ontology annotation, cellular component: nucleus. Gene Ontology annotation, biological process: regulation of transcription by RNA polymerase II. Gene Ontology annotation, molecular function: RNA polymerase II cis-regulatory region sequence-specific DNA binding; protein dimerization activity; DNA-binding transcription factor activity, RNA polymerase II-specific. The transcript has 8 exons. Lineage: Eukaryota; Metazoa; Chordata; Actinopteri; Cypriniformes; Cyprinidae. Bases 73 to 816 code for a protein of 247 amino acids. The record is from RefSeq and is a predicted model, not a curated record.